GAACGGGAUUUCCGGAGACCGCGCAGCCAAUGAACGCAUUCCACAUGCGGACAGCGAGAGCAGUGCAUGCGGAUCAGGAGAGCGGCACAGCGGGGACACGCGAUUGGUGCUGAGAAUACCGGCACUGUGCUGCAGUUUACGGGAACAAGCCGAGGAUAGAUCCGAAAGACUAUUUAAGUGCUUCGUUCGGUUAUUUAGCACAUUAUAAAGACACUAGAACUCCCGGCAGGUAUCGAAAGAACUUAAAGAUCAAGAACAAGGAGCGAGUUUGCGAUGCGCGUUGUGUAAUUUUUGGUUGAAUUAGUCCGGGGUUUUAACAUUUCUUCUCAUUAAACGCCAGAAACUAAAAAGUUAACAUUGGCUUGUACCGUAUACUGUGUAUCUGAAGUCACUGCGGUGGUUUUUGGAUCAAGUUUUUCGAGGGUCCGAAGGUCUUGCGAGUCAGGACUGAAGGCUUUGAAGAAGCGUGUUUGUGGGGGGUUGCGAGUCCGUUCAUAAUCAGCGUGUCCGUCCGUUCACGAUGGAGAACGCACAUACGAAAACCGUGGAGGAAGUUUACAGCCAUUUCGCUGUGAACGAGAGCACUGGGCUCGGCCUGGAGCAAGUGAAGCGUCAGCGGGAGAAAUGGGGACCGAACGAAUUGCCAGCGGAAGAGGGAAAAUCACUGUGGGAGUUGGUGGUGGAGCAAUUUGAGGAUCUUUUAGUGAGGAUUCUUCUCUUGGCAGCUUGCAUAUCUUUUGUAUUGGCCUGGUUUGAAGAGGGAGAGGAGACCAUUACAGCAUUUGUGGAGCCUUUUGUAAUAUUGCUAAUUUUAAUAGCCAAUGCCAUUGUAGGUGUCUGGCAGGUAAGUUUGGGCCACUUUUUCUUAAACUUUGCCUUUUUUUUCUUUUCUGAACAGCAUGAACACUGAAAAUACAAGUAUUCC
Messenger RNA from Carassius auratus (goldfish), 925 nucleotides. Its product is annotated as sarcoplasmic/endoplasmic reticulum calcium ATPase 2-like. The transcript has 4 exons. The record is from RefSeq and is a predicted model, not a curated record. The coding region runs from base 521 to 910 and encodes 129 amino acids. Lineage: Eukaryota; Metazoa; Chordata; Actinopteri; Cypriniformes; Cyprinidae.